Staurois parvus is the source of this 312-nucleotide messenger RNA. The record is from the annotation of a GenBank genome assembly. Lineage: Eukaryota; Metazoa; Chordata; Amphibia; Anura; Ranidae.
CAGACUGACAACUCAUGGGGCCCCUGGGUAAUAGGGGAUCAUGGGGCCCCUGUGUCCUCGCCCACACCCAAAAAAGCCUAUGAAAAAGCCAAUGAAAGGUACCAGGGGCAUCUCAUAGGGCCUCCUACUGACCCCAGGCCCUUGGGCAGUGCCCGAGUGCUCGAAUGGUCAGUCCGCCCCUGGUAUAUACCAUACCUGUGGACUCUCUCUAGAAUCUGGAAAUCACUGUAUGUGUGCUUUGGUUUUCAUCUGUGUCUUUGUGAGAGAGGAAAUCUCCCCAUCUUUCAUUUUGAAUGGCACCCCAAUGCACUA